AUGAGCGACGCAACACCGCAGCGUACUGCAAAAGCAGAGCCAGAUGCGGGCCAAGCUACAACGGAAAGCAUUCGGGGAGGGAAACAAGAUGCAAACACCGCCGCUAACCAGCCGGGGGUGUUUUACGCUCACUACCGGGCCUCAACAAUUGGCCUGACUCUUGAGGACACCCUCGACGAGUUAUUGAGCGCGGGACACUUGCAGGAGUCAGAGGCUGCUUUGGUGUGGACCCAGUUUGACCAAGCAGUUGCUCGCUAUCUACGACGGAAAGUCCGCCAGCGUUCCGUGCUCAGGGGACGCCUCGCACACUACAACUUGCGAGAUAACGUGUGGACUUUUCUCGUCCGACAUGCACUGCUUCGACUCGAGCGCAAACCGGAAACCUACGCUGCUGUGGAGCGACUGCCACGGACCAGUGACCUAGGUGGCGCCACGGAUGCCAGUAUACGCGUUGAACCGGCAGUUCCCGCGAGCGGGAGCCUGAAACUCGAGGGCCCGCGACUUGCUUCCCAUUUACCGCCUCGGCCGGACUGCCUGGACGGACGCGCUGUUCCCGCUGUGACCAGUCAUGCACGCUCCGCUGGAGACGCGACUACCGAGGCCUACGUUUACGCUGAUCGUUUGCGUCUUAUCUGCACGGCCGCCGACGCGAACAUCGUGAAAGCCACCUCGGGCUCGAGUCGCCGAAAGCGUAGCGCUGCACCGCUGCGCUUUCGGCCUCGCUCUCGACCGGCGUCAUCGGCGUCCGCUGAGGAAUGA
Messenger RNA from Cyanidioschyzon merolae strain 10D, 759 nucleotides. RefSeq names its product similar to transcription factor IIA small subunit. Gene Ontology annotation, biological process: RNA polymerase II preinitiation complex assembly; transcription initiation at RNA polymerase II promoter. Gene Ontology annotation, molecular function: TBP-class protein binding; RNA polymerase II general transcription initiation factor activity. The record is from RefSeq and is a predicted model, not a curated record. The coding region runs from base 1 to 759 and encodes 252 amino acids. Lineage: Eukaryota; Rhodophyta; Bangiophyceae; Cyanidiales; Cyanidiaceae. Gene Ontology annotation, cellular component: transcription factor TFIIA complex. The transcript has a single exon.